Aspergillus versicolor CBS 583.65 is the source of this 850-nucleotide messenger RNA. Its product is annotated as mitochondrial 54S ribosomal protein uL30m. Gene Ontology annotation, cellular component: large ribosomal subunit; mitochondrion. Gene Ontology annotation, biological process: translation. The record is from RefSeq and is a predicted model, not a curated record. The transcript has a single exon. The coding region runs from base 255 to 539 and encodes 94 amino acids. Lineage: Eukaryota; Fungi; Ascomycota; Eurotiomycetes; Eurotiales; Aspergillaceae. Gene Ontology annotation, molecular function: structural constituent of ribosome.
CUUUAUUUCACAUCGGUUUGCGGCAAAGAAUUCUUAUCUCAGAAACGCUCGGCUCUCAAUUCAACCGACCAUAAACAAAUCGUUUUCCGUGUAUAACAACUUCCUCGUUCGCGACUCGACCGGCACGAACAUACCCUAACCGGAGCCACCAACAACCCCCAAUACCACGCAAUAAAGCAAUCUUCGCAACGGCCCGGCUUCCUCAGUUCCGCUCCGUGUCAGUUCCUCGAGAAAUUAUAAAAGAACAUAUCAACAUGAGCUACUUCCGCGUCACCCUCAUCCGCUCUGCGAUCGGUCUUCCCCGACGAACAACAGACGUGCUUAAGGCACUCGGGCUCAAGAAGCGCAUGGCCACUGUUUUCCACCCCGUCUCCCAAUCAACAGUUGGACAGAUCAUGAAAGUGAAGGAACUCGUCGAAGUUCAGGAGGUCGAAAAGCGAAUGACGAAGCAAGAGAUACAUUUGGAGCGGAAGCCCGACCCAGGAUACUAUGUUGAGAGAACGUCGGCGAUGGAAUGGGCUGAGAAGAGGAGCGAGUAGAGGAAGGAUAUAUCUCUCCUCCUCAUUCUAUCUUUCUUUGUAUGAAUAUGGACACUCUAUCUCUGGGUUUUCUUUGCGUGUAUAAAUCUUUAUGUUGCUUUUCUUUUUUUUGAAUUGGGGUUUAUCUGGAGUUUGGAUUGAGAAUCGACGAUAUUGGUUGGCUGAGAGAACACAGGAAGAUCGAGUUGAAAGGACAGUAAUGCUUAUUACUUCAAUUGCAUUGAGCGAUGCCACUUUUGUCACUGUACUAUAUAUAUACACCUAUAUCUUCCUAUUUAGAUUUGGGAAUCUUGAACUUUGAAACACUGAUA